ACGCACUCUCAGGGGGCGAAGAAGAAGAAGAAGAAGUGUGUGAAAAACAGAAACAGCGACGGACAUUUUCCGCCCUCAUCACCCCGCGGUGACGAUUACAAGUCAAGGAUCUUACGCUUUGUGUCUGGAUACUAUUUUUUUUUUUUUUUUUUUUUUACCUGUGGGAGAAGAGAGGGGAGGAAUCAGUCCAGACAAAGGUAUAAAGGGUAGCCGAGGAGGUGAUACAUCCAGCGGUCGGGGUCUGACUGUGCGCCUUGCAGCCGAGAACAGGGCUUUGUCCGCCGCCAUCCUGCGUGCACAGGGGAGGGGGUGGCGGUGAAUUACCGCACCUUCACUGGGAUUAAAGGGAGAAAUCACACCGAAUUCCCUCGUGCAAAGGACGCGACAUGUAUCCACAAGGCCGGCAUCCGGCACCUCACCAGCCAGGGCAGCCUGGCUUCAAGUUCACCGUGGCAGAGUCCUGCGACAGGAUCAAAGACGAGUUUCAGUUCCUGCAGGCCCAGUACCACAGCCUGAAAGUGGAGUACGAUAAACUGGCCAAUGAGAAGACAGAGAUGCAGCGUCACUACGUCAUGUACUAUGAAAUGUCCUACGGGCUCAACAUUGAGAUGCACAAACAGACGGAGAUCGCUAAACGUCUCAAUGCAAUUCUGGCUCAGAUUAUGCCGUUCUUGUCACAAGAGCAUCAACAGCAGGUGGCUCAGGCUGUUGAGCGUGCCAAGCAGGUGACAAUGACUGAGCUGAAUGCUAUCAUCGGGGUACGUGGACUUCCCAAUCUGCCUCUCACUCAGCAGCAGCCGCCUCAUAGUGUCUACCCAGCCUUCAUGCAGCAGCAGCUUCAGGCUCAGCACCUUUCUCACGCAGCCCACGGCCCCCCGGUCCAGCUGCCCCCACACCCUUCAGGCCUGCAGCCGCCCGGACUCCCCCCUGUGACGGGCGCUGGCUCUGGCCUGCUGGCUCUGGGCGCUCUUGGCAGCCAGGCACACCUGCCUGUGAAGGAUGAGAAGAACCACCACGACCUGGAGCACAGAGGCCCCUCAUCAUUUCACUCGCCCCUGGCUAUUCCUCUGAAAGAGCGCGAGUCGAGCACGAAUAACUCGGUGUCGCCGUCAGACAGCCUGCGGGCGGCGAGCGAGAAGCACCGCGGCUCAUCAGAUUACGGCCUCGACUCCAAGAAACGCAAAGUGGACGACAAAGACAGCAUGAGCAGAUAUGACAGUGACGGAGACAAAAGUGACGACCUGGUGGUGGAUGUUUCCAAUGAGGAUCCGGCCACCCCUCGAGUCAGCCCGGCGCACUCUCCUCCAGAGAACGGCCUGGAUAAAUCACGGGUCCUGAAGAAGGAUGCUGCCCCCAACAGCCCUGCCUCUGUCGCCUCCUCAGGCAGCACGCCGUCCUCCAAAGCCAAGGACCACGCCCAUAAUGACAAGUCAUCUACACCGAGCCUGAAGUCCAACACACCUACACCAAGAAACGAGGCCCCAACACCAGGAACCAGCACCACUCCAGGACUGCGGCCUCUCACGAUGGGCAAACCACCCGGCAUGGAGGCGUUAGCCGGCUCUGCCCUGCGCACACCUCUGUCCAUCGCGGGCUCCUAUGCCAGCCCAUUUGCGAUGAUGGGUCAUCAUGAGAUGAACGGAUCCCUGACCAGCCCAGGCGUCUAUCCUGGUCUCAUCUCACCACAGAUGAGUGCUGCAGCUGCUGCCGCCUAUGGACGCUCACCAAUUGCGGGGUUUGACCCUCAUCCUCACAUGAGGGCUCCAGGCCUGCCAGCCAGCCUCACGUCCAUUUCUGGAGGAAAACCAGCUUAUUCUUUUCACGUUAGUGCGGAUGGUCAGAUGCAGCCCGUGCCCUUCCCUCCAGAUGCACUGAUAGGCCCGGGCAUCCCGCGACACGCUCGCCAGAUCAACACGCUGAGCCACGGGGAAGUGGUGUGUGCCGUCACCAUCAGCAACCCCACACGUCAUGUCUACACCGGUGGCAAGGGUUGUGUCAAGAUUUGGGACAUCAGCCAACCAGGGAGCAAGAGCCCGGUGUCCCAGCUCGACUGCCUGAACCGAGACAAUUACAUCCGCUCCUGCAAGCUGUUGCCUGACGGCCGCACCCUGAUCGUGGGUGGCGAGGCCAGCACGCUGACCAUCUGGGACCUGGCCUCACAGACGCCCCGCAUAAAGGCCGAGCUCACUUCCUCUGCUCCAGCCUGCUACGCACUGGCCAUAAGCCCCGACGCUAAGGUCUGCUUCUCCUGCUGCUCGGAUGGAAACAUCGCUGUGUGGGACCUCCACAACCAGACCCUCGUUAGGCAGUUCCAGGGCCACACAGAUGGAGCCAGCUGCAUCGAUAUCUCGCACGACGGGACCAAACUGUGGACCGGAGGGCUCGACAACACUGUCCGCUCUUGGGACCUGAGGGAGGGACGGCAGCUCCAGCAACACGACUUUACCUCACAGAUCUUCUCGCUGGGCUACUGUCCCACUGGAGAGUGGCUGGCUGUGGGUAUGGAGAGCAGCAACGUGGAGGUGCUUCACCACACCAAGCCUGACAAGUACCAGCUGCACCUGCACGAGAGCUGCGUCCUCUCACUCAAGUUCGCCUACUGUGGUAAAUGGUUUGUGAGCACAGGGAAGGACAACCUGCUCAAUGCGUGGAGGACUCCUUAUGGUGCCAGCAUAUUCCAGUCGAAGGAGUCGUCCUCCGUCCUGAGCUGUGACAUCUCAGCAGAUGAUAAAUACAUCGUGACUGGAUCAGGCGACAAGAAGGCCACCGUCUACGAGGUCAUCUACUAAGACGAACGCGCUCCCGCUCUGCUCCAGCACUUCUGAUCAGAUCACUUUUACUUCCCUUUCGACCGUAGUCCGUGGACUACAACAAACUGAGACGGACUACACAUGUGGAGAGCUAACCUGGUGGGAAUGGAUGGAGCUGUUGGCCUGAGGAUACUCGUGCUGGAAAGAUUUUGUUUUUGUCUUUUUUUUUUUUUGUCUUUUUUUUUUUUUUCAGUUUAUUUUUGGGUUCCACUUUUUUGUGACUUUGAAUUUUUUCCUGUUUUUUCUUGAGAAUAUUUGGGUGUUACCUGAUGAAGCGGCGCUUCAUUUCUGAGGACAUCGCUCCUCAGACGUCUUUGUGAAAAGUGUACAUAUCGGAUUAAAUAAAGACAUUUUAUAUAUAUUAUAAGAAUAUAUAUAUUUUCAUGUCCUGGGUGUACUUGUGAUGAUCUUUUUGGCCCACUCUGUCUUCUGCCAUGAUGUCUGAGUGGGAGAGCAGAACAUAGAUUAGAACUUUUUAACAAUUUUGAUUUUUUUGAUCUUAAAGUACAUUCUCCAGGCCGACUUUUUCAGACAUCGCAGAGGAGCAUGAAGCUUGUGAGCAGACAAUUUCGUGGAGAUUUUAAAAUGGCCUUUUGUAACAGUGCUCUUACCGGACGAUGAACACGUGGAGUCCUGACUCGGGUGCCGCCUCGGCUGGUUUGGACCACUUUUGGACCGAGUGGGACGCUACGAUUCAGGAGAAGAGAUGGAUGUAAAUUUAAUUCAUAUAUAUAUAAAAAGACCUUUUUAAAGUGUACAUCUGUCUGUGCUGUCCUCCUACCUGUUUGUUUUACCUUGUUAGAUUGUGGGAGAUGGGAUCGUUUAAUGUUUAGCCUAACCCUUGGACCUCAGUUGGCAGCAGAAGCACUGCAGCAGGCACAAACUGAGUGACAAUGUGCUUUUUGCUAACGUGAUGUAAUCUGGAUGUUGAAUUGCACCAUUGAUUCCUCAAAAAGUCCAAUCCGUGCUAUUGGGAUCACUCUGCCCCUGUUGGUAUCUUAUCAAUAUUCCUGGAACCUGUUUGGUCGGCCGUGACGGGGAGACACAGGGAGACUGGUGACAAAAUGAUAAAUGAGUAAAUCAAGUGUCUCCCAUGUUGACGUGAAGACGACAGUGAUGAAUUCCGGUCUGCACGCUGUGCUCCUGAUCCUGUCAGCAUUUCCCAGAGAACUAAAGGGGCGACCCGCGGCCGUCCCUCUGAAUCACACCAAAGUAUGUAGCAAAUGCUGUCAGCACUGAAAAGAAAUGUACAGUUGUUAAUAAAUCAAUAAAACCGUUUUUGUAGAAUGGCC
Messenger RNA from Acanthopagrus latus (yellowfin seabream), 4102 nucleotides. RefSeq names its product TLE family member 3, transcriptional corepressor b (gene tle3b). Bases 387 to 2789 code for a protein of 800 amino acids. Lineage: Eukaryota; Metazoa; Chordata; Actinopteri; Spariformes; Sparidae. Gene Ontology annotation, molecular function: transcription corepressor activity; protein binding. The transcript has 22 exons. The record is from RefSeq and is a predicted model, not a curated record. Gene Ontology annotation, cellular component: nucleus; transcription regulator complex. Gene Ontology annotation, biological process: regulation of DNA-templated transcription; negative regulation of canonical Wnt signaling pathway.